GUUGGUGAGAUAUUUACAUAAUCGAUAAUCAUAGCUGUACUGCUCUAGACAGAAGAAAAUCCCUGUAACCGCAAGCAAUAAUUCUACUUUCGAUUCCAUUUCAAAAGCGAGUCAAGCACUGCUUCGAUCCGCCCCUUUAUCCUACGCACUCCUCCCUGCUUAUCCUGCGCACCCUUCACACCGUCGCCGCACCACCGCGCCUCGCUCUUGACUCUCUUCUCCGCAAUUUCGCUCUUCCGUUUCGUUUCAGUGGGAAAGAAUCAUGAGCUGUUUCAAUUGUUGCGAAGAGGAUGAUUUCCACAAGACUGCUGAAAGCGGAGGACCGUAUGUUGUAAAAAAUCCGUCAGGGAAUGAUGGAAAUCAUCAUGCUUCUGAAACUGCAAAGCAGGGUGGUCAGACUGUUAAACCCCAACCCAUUGAAGUUCCUAAUAUAUCAGAAGAUGAGCUAAAAGAAGUUACAGAUAACUUUGGGCAAGAUUCUCUUAUUGGUGAGGGAUCCUAUGGAAGAGUAUAUUAUGGUGUACUUAAAAAUGGUCAGGCUGCAGCAAUCAAGAAGUUAGAUGCUAGUAAACAGCCUGAUGAGGAAUUCUUAGCUCAGGUUUCAAUGGUAUCAAGGCUGAAGCAUGAAAAUUUUGUUCAGUUGCUUGGAUAUUCAGUUGAUGGAAAUUCCCGUAUUCUUGUUUAUGAGUUUGCAUCUAAUGGGUCUCUUCAUGAUAUUUUACAUGGCAGAAAAGGUGUUAAAGGAGCACAGCCUGGUCCUGUUUUGACAUGGGCACAGAGAGUGAAAAUUGCCGUCGGGGCUGCAAGAGGGCUUGAAUACUUGCAUGAGAAGGCUGAUCCCCACAUUAUCCACCGGGACAUCAAGUCAAGCAAUGUGCUAAUCUUUGAUGAUGAUGUUGCUAAAAUUGCAGAUUUUGAUUUAUCGAAUCAGGCUCCGGACAUGGCUGCACGUCUUCAUUCUACUCGUGUCCUUGGGACCUUUGGUUAUCAUGCACCAGAAUAUGCUAUGACCGGACAAUUGAAUGCUAAGAGUGAUGUGUACAGUUUUGGUGUUGUCCUUCUGGAACUCUUGACUGGAAGGAAACCAGUUGAUCAUACCCUACCACGUGGACAGCAGAGUCUUGUUACUUGGGCUACACCGAAACUAAGUGAAGAUAAAGUCAGGCAGUGUGUUGAUACAAGACUAGGAGGAGAAUACCCACCGAAAGCUGUUGCUAAGAUGGCUGCUGUUGCUGCACUAUGUGUGCAAUAUGAAGCUGAUUUCAGACCCAACAUGAGCAUUGUAGUCAAAGCUCUUCAACCAUUGUUGACUGCACGACCUGGACCUGCUGGUGAAACAGCAAAUUAAUCUCUCUGUAUCUCUUUCUCUCUAUAUCUCUAUAUCUGUGAGUAUGUGCACAAUUGUGCAUGCAAAAUAUAAGAGACUGCUUCAGAUGCUGGUGGUAAAUUACUCGAACAAGGCUUUUUGUCCUACUCUGCAUUCAUUUUGUUCAUAAUCUAUGAGGUCCUUUGAGGUUUUCUUGCUUC
This is a messenger RNA of Lotus japonicus, 1527 nucleotides long. RefSeq names its product pto-interacting protein 1-like. NCBI's taxonomy places the organism in Eukaryota, Viridiplantae, Streptophyta, Magnoliopsida, Fabales, Fabaceae. The transcript has 8 exons. The record is from RefSeq and is a predicted model, not a curated record. The coding region runs from base 263 to 1348 and encodes 361 amino acids. Gene Ontology annotation, molecular function: ATP binding; protein kinase activity. Gene Ontology annotation, biological process: protein phosphorylation.